Molecule: messenger RNA, 2070 nt
Organism: Monascus purpureus
Lineage: Eukaryota; Fungi; Ascomycota; Eurotiomycetes; Eurotiales; Aspergillaceae
Source: the annotation of a GenBank genome assembly
AUGUCCGACAGACAGGCUGUCGUUACCCUCCAUCCUCUUUUUUUUCCAGACGACCUCCCUUUCCGCUCUCUGACCUUUGCUUCGGACUCCGACCAGAUCAGUAUCGGAAGAUCCUCGAAACGGGAAGCCAAGAACCUCGUUCCUGCUCACCACAAUGCGUGGUUCGACUCUCGUGUAAUGUCCCGGAAUCAUGCAACGCUGAGUAUCUCUCCAGCAAACAAGUGUGUCUACAUCCGUGAUGGUGGCUCCCUGCAUGGCACUUGGGUCAACGAUCAGAAAGUCCCCAUCCACCAGGAUGUCGCUAUCCACAGUGGUGAUGUGUUGACCUUCGGGGCGGAAGUUACUCGUGGCGCUGAAACUUUCCCACCCCUGAAGGUUAGAUGUGAAUGCCAGUGGUUUGAUGACCGGGACGGGGCAUCAGUCUCUAAGCCCCAGAAAGAGAUUCCCACCAAUUGCUUCUCUGUUCCUGAUUACGACGAUGAUAGUGACAUCGAUGACUAUGAUUCUGUCAAUAAUGUGAAAGUUGAACGCACCAGCAGCUGGGAAGACGAUGGUUCAUCAAGUCCACGUACAUCGAACCAUCCAGCCUCCGAAAAUUCGACUGCAGUAACCUCGCCGUCGGCUAAGGAUACCGACGUUAACAUCAGCGAUGCAGAUAACCAGGAGAGUAGCCCUCAUAUCUCUGACAAUACCGCCGAUUCUAAUAAUAAAGCUUUUCCAAAUGCUGAGCAACCCCUUGUGACCCCACGAGGAACUUCCCCAGUUAUGAAUCGCCCCGAUACCGAACCCAUGCCUACCGAGGUGGAUCAUUCCUCGAAGCUACACUCGGGGCCAGCGAACUCUGAUAAAGGUCUAGCUGCGUCGAACUCCUCUCCUUGGGGUGCCACGAGUGUACAGUCGGAUGAUGACUGGAGCAAGGAGGACCACUUUGACAUAGACAAUGAUUCAAUUUCCCAGUCUUCCUACGGACAUGGUGUGGAGCUAUCAAACGGAGAAGAUGAUCCUGUAGUCUCAGUCGAUUAUUCCAAGACUGAAAGUCACUUCCACCCUGAUGUUACGUCUUCCAGCUCACAUAACGUGGACAACAAAUAUACACAGCAGUCUGCUCAUAUUGGACCUUCCUCUCAUGCCAGCGUGGCUGAACUCCACCAGGCUGAUGGCCCUGCCUUCAGCAUGGAGACGCAUAAUAGCGAACAGGAGCAAAGCAGACCCAGUGCUUUCUGCUACAACGCAUGCUCGUUCCAGGAGAAUUGGACGGCCAAGCCUGCAUCCGGUCCCAGUCCAUCUUUCAGACCCGCUGACCGGCCGCUUGACCCUCCUCUCAGCAGCAUUUACUGCUUCCUUCCAACCCCAUUCGAUGAUUGGGCACCUGGAAACUCUGCUGCAACCGGUUCAUAUCCUCUCCAGAGUCAAAGUGUUCCCUCUGUCCCUUAUACCGAUGGACCUUUUGUCAACAGGGAAUCGCAACCGGAAGCUCAGAACGAGGGCACAUCUGCUCAUCUCGCAAGCUCCAGCAAUGACUGUUUCAGGAAUCGACUUGAUCUUCGGGAACUUCGUCAGUUUCCUAAUUCUGCCAAUCUGCCGAAACCGAACUUUUCCUUGCCUUCCAGCGUGGGCGCCGACCGCGAGACCGGGAAGCAGCUGUCAGGUGGACCCACCUCGAUGAAAAGCCGGGUCUCUAUCGCUGAUAUCGUUGAUACGUCACCGUUGGAGCCGCGCACAAUCCAGAAACCAUCGAUGAAGAGGAAAGCGGCAGAAAUGGAGAUUGAUUCAGUUGGAUCCGAACCCGCCGCUCUUGCGGCUUCUUCAAGCAGGGGACACGAGAUAUCUUUACAGGACGCUCAGAUUCUUCCUAGGACCCCCGAGGAGUCGACAAAGGCUCUCCCCGAUCUCGUUCCUAUACAGAUCAAUGAAGAAGACGAAAGGCGCCGUAAGCGCAUUAAGACGACACAGGAAUCGAGAAGGAGGAGCAUUGUGAGCCACGUCACCACCGCUGUCGUUGGAGCCGUCGUUGGAGGACUUGGAACGGUUGCCCUACUCGCAUCUCUUCCGCCUGACUUCUUCCAGUAA